CUUCAACCUCUCUCCUUUGGACAAGACAACGAGAGUUGGAGGUGUGGGAGGGUGUGCGUGUGGGUGGCUGGUUGAUUGAUUGGCUAACAGGCUGGCUGGUUGCUGAGAGGCGAGGCGUGGAAGGAAGGUGAACGACGGCCAGAGGCGUCCAGGGGCUGACGUGCUGCUGCUGAUUGCGGCUGACUGUUGCGAUCACGAUUAUGCUGUUUGAGGGCGUACCGGGCUUUGUCAACGCUUGGGUGUCCAAGGGUGUGGUGGUGGGUGUGGGGCUGGCCUCGAUUCUGGGUUCUGUCUUGGGAUGGAGGCAUGCGUGGACGUUGUACUUGCCUGGUGUGGUACGCAACGGGCAGGUGUGGCGGCUAGCCACGGCGCCAUGGGCCUUUGGCUCGGCCGCGGAGCUCAUGUUGGGGUUGCUCCUGCUUUACUACUUUCGGCAGUUUGAGCGCCAGCUGUCAGGGCCCAAGUUUGCCAUGUUUGCCAUGCUGGUAACGAGCGUGGCGACGCUGCUGCAGAUCGGUCUUCUCUCUCUGCUCGCGCCCUACGGUGUGGUGGCGCUCUUGCCCGGGCCAUACGGCCUCAUAUUUGCUUGUCUCGUCAAGUUCUACUACGAUGUACCGAUGACGUACCGCUUCACGGUGGCACACCUUCCUCUCAACAACAAGUUGUUUGUCUAUGUCCUGGGCGCGCAACUGGCGCUUGCGUCGGGCUUGCACUCGCUUGCCGUGGCAGCAACCGGCGUCGCGGCUGGCUUGCUCUACCGCUCCGACCUAGGCGGCAUGCACUCGAUGGUGGUGCCCAAGGCGGUGACAGCCGUGUGUGUCAAGUGUUUGCUGCCUGUCCUCGCCCCACUCCCAUCGCGGCCGUUUGCUCCGCCACCCGCCACUGGCUCCGGCGGCACCUCCGGCGAUGCGUCCGCUGAGGACGUGCGUCUAGUUCCGUUCUCCAUUCCUAUGACUGCGCUUCCUUUCACCCGCACGCCGGUGAACCGCGCUUCCCGCAGUAAUGCAGCCGGAGGCCGGACCAGUGGCGGCGACGACGAUCUGCACGAUCUGUUUGGCUCAUCGGCCUCGGACGAUGCCCACCAGUUUAAUGGACGCGGAGACGAGCUUGUCUAGCUAUCUACCUCCAACGCGCGAAUCAAAGCUCACUACCGCCAAAGCACGAGGCCAUCAGCGUCCGUAAGAUGACCGCCGGCAGUGAGUGAUGUAAAUGGCCGCAGCGAUCAACGCGGCAGAGGUAGCUACUUUCACACCAAAGAUCUCU
Messenger RNA from Thecamonas trahens ATCC 50062, 1263 nucleotides. Its product is annotated as UBA/TS-N domain-containing protein. The record is from RefSeq and is a predicted model, not a curated record. Lineage: Eukaryota; Apusomonadida; Apusomonadidae. Gene Ontology annotation, molecular function: serine-type endopeptidase activity. The coding region runs from base 201 to 1115 and encodes 304 amino acids. The transcript has a single exon. Gene Ontology annotation, cellular component: membrane.